Molecule: messenger RNA, 2023 nt
Organism: Camarhynchus parvulus
Lineage: Eukaryota; Metazoa; Chordata; Aves; Passeriformes; Thraupidae
Gene: WNT6
Product: Wnt family member 6
Exons: 4
Coding region: 127-1188 (353 amino acids)
Biological process (GO): multicellular organism development; canonical Wnt signaling pathway; neuron differentiation
Cellular component (GO): extracellular region
Molecular function (GO): frizzled binding; cytokine activity
Source: RefSeq, a predicted model, not a curated record
CCGGCCCGGCCCGGCGGAGGGACACAGCGGGCACCCACCCGCCGGGGCCCCGGCCGGACCUCGGGGGUGCCCGGCUCCCGGCCAGCGGCGUGGAGCGAGCUCGACGCUUUCCUCAGUCCUGGCAGGAUGCUGCCUUCCUCCCGGACCCAGCUGGGGCUCUUCUUCAUCCUCCUCUGCCCCGCUAACAUCAUCGGGCUCUGGUGGGCAGUGGGGAGCCCCCUGGUCAUGGACCCCAACAGCAUCUGCCGCAAGACGAAGCGGCUGGCGGGGAAGCAGGCAGAGCUGUGCCAGCUGGAGCCAGAGAUCGUGCAGGAGGUGGCCAAGGGCACCAAGCUGGGCGUCCGGGAGUGCCAGUACCAAUUCCGCUUCCGCCGCUGGAACUGCACCAGCCACAGCAAGUACUUCGGCAAGAUCCUGCAGCAGGAUAUCCGUGAAACAGCCUUCGUGUACGCCAUCACGGCGGCUGGAGUGAGCCACGCCAUCACGCAGGCCUGCAGCAUGGGCGAGCUGCUGCAGUGUGGCUGUGAGCUGACACGGAGCCGGGCGCCCCCCUCGCCCACGGCGGGGCCGGGCACAGAGGGCACUGCCUGGGAGUGGGGGGGCUGUGGGGAUGAUGUGCAGUUUGGCUACGAGAAAUCCCAGCAGUUCAUGGAUGCCAAGAACAAAAAAGGCAAAAAUGACAUCCGAGCUCUUAUCGACCUGCACAACAAUGAAGCCGGGCGCUUGGCGGUGCGCAGCUACAUGAGGACAGAGUGCAAAUGCCACGGGCUCUCGGGCUCCUGCACGCUGCGGACCUGCUGGAGGAAGAUGCCCCAUUUCCGCGAGGUGGGCGAUCGCCUGCUCGAGCGCUUCAACGGGGCUUUCAAGGUGAUGGGAGGCAACGACGGCAAAACCCUCAUCCCUGUGGGCGACAACAUCAAGCCUCCCGAUAAACAGGACCUCAUCUACUCGGCCGACUCGCCUGAUUUCUGCUCGGCUAACCGUAAGACGGGCUCGCUGGGCACCAGGGGCCGUGUCUGCAACAGCACGGCCAUGGACACGAGCGGCUGCGACCUGCUGUGCUGCGGGAGAGGGCACCGGGACGAGACGGUGGUGCUGGAGGAGAACUGCCUUUGCCGCUUCCACUGGUGCUGCGUGGUGCAGUGCCGCAAGUGCUCCGUCCGCCAGGAGCUCAGCCUCUGCAUCUGACAGCCUGGGGUCAGGCCAGGACAAUUUGGGAGGCCACCUCCAGGCUCACAGGGCCCCCAUGGGACAGAGACAGGUGGAGCCGGUGGCAGGGUCAGCGUGGGUGAGCUCAGCUCUGCGCUCUGGGGAGUCCUGGCUUCCCCGGAGGGCAGCACAGGGCUGCCUGGCACCCCCACGGUCCCCGUGGCACAGAGCUUCCAUAAUAAAGCUAUUUAAAGCCAUAUGCCACAGAGCUUCCUGGGGAGGGCUGAGAAGCGCUGACCACUGUACUGGAAUAGGAUUAGCCAGAGAGCUGCCUUACCCCAGCUCUGAGUCCCAGUCAGUCACACUCCUGCCAGCCCCUAGCCCUGCUGGGAGCUGUGGUGAAGUCCAGCUCAUUUUUUAUCUACCCUCUGUUUUUCUCUGUGGCUGUCAAGCCUUGAGAUGUGUGUGGAUGAGGGCGAAUACUCUCCUGCCCUGCUCUGCUGCUUCCAGUGUGUGAGUGCUCUCCUCCCAUCACCCACGGCUGUCAUUGCUUGGGGUGCCAGUUUGUGUCCUGCCACCUUCUGACCUGGGAUGUUUGCAGCCCAUGGUGCCUCCACUCAUGCCUCAUGCUGAAGGUACAUCUAGCUGCUCUAACACUGUGCUGUUGUGCUCUGAUUUUCUCAAGGGGACCCUGUAUUCUUUUCACCUCAGCCAUGUCACCGCAGUCCCUGCUGCAGAGCCUGGCACACAGAAGUCCUGGACAGCGCUGACACUGUUGGCUUGGUGGCAUGCAAGGCAUUCACUUGGCAUGCCAUGGGCCACGUGCAACCCCACCUGGGUGGCAGGGUGCCAGGCAUGUAUGUCUUUAUAACCU